This is a messenger RNA of Jaculus jaculus (lesser Egyptian jerboa), 3405 nucleotides long. It is a transcript of the gene Adgrf1, whose product is annotated as adhesion G protein-coupled receptor F1. Gene Ontology annotation, biological process: cell surface receptor signaling pathway; adenylate cyclase-activating G protein-coupled receptor signaling pathway; neuron projection development. The transcript is spliced from 15 exons. The record is from RefSeq and is a predicted model, not a curated record. NCBI's taxonomy places the organism in Eukaryota, Metazoa, Chordata, Mammalia, Rodentia, Dipodidae. Gene Ontology annotation, molecular function: G protein-coupled receptor activity. Gene Ontology annotation, cellular component: plasma membrane. Bases 191 to 2917 code for a protein of 908 amino acids.
GACCAGACAGCCCAGCCCAGCCCAGCUCGAGGCAGUCCAAUAGGUGCUCAGGCCUCCCAACAGCACACAGGCAGGUGAGCUGCAGACAGCUGGAGGAAGCUGGCUCUCUGAGAAGACAGGAAUCCCAGUCACAGACUAUGCACCUGCCUGCUGAUGCCCAGCCCACAGAAGGGAAAAGGAGCUGCCAGAAAUGAGAGCCAGACUGGUGUGGCUCAUCUCCGUCUUCACUGUCACGAUGGGCCUCAGUGGCUUCCUGCAGAAACAUCAUGGCAUCAAAACAAAAAGAAAACACAGUGCAGGCAAGAUCAAGCCUCCAGCUCAGGAGUAUGAGAUACUGCUCCAGGUGACUUACAGAAAUUCUGAGGAGAAGAGAGUACUGCACAGGGUUCUGAGGGACCUGAAGUCUCCAACGCCAUGCUUCCAUAUGCCAACCAAGAUCGUCAGAGCAAAGGCUACCACAUAUUGUGGCAGCCAAAGUGGGGUCCUGAGGUGUGCCUGUGAGGACAGCUACACCUGGUUUCCGCCCUCAUGCCUUGAUCCCCAGAACUGCUACCUUCGCACAGCUGGACCCCUCCCCGGCUGUGAGUGUCAUCUCCACAACCUGAGCCACAGUGUGAAUUUCUGUGAGAGAGCAAAGGUUUGGGGCACUUUCAAAAUUAAUAAAAGGUUUACCAAAGACCUGUUGAACUCAUCUUCUGCUAUAUACAUCAAUUAUAAAACUGAAAUUGAAAAUCAACUUAAAACAGCUUACAAAGGAAUCCAAGCUUUCGAUUCGGUUCGGGUCACCCAGUUUCGGGAAGGAAGCAUCCUCGCUGGGUAUGAGGUGAUUGGCUCAAGCAGCACAUCUGAGCUGCUUGCUGCCAUUGAGCAGAUGCUUGAAAAGGCAAAGGCAGCCCUGAGCCUGCUGUUUCCAAUUGAAGAUGGCUCCCUCAGAGUGUUUGGGAAAGUACAGUGUAACAGCGUUUUCUUUGGAUUUGGGUCUGAAGGUGAUGAAUAUGUCCUGCUUUGUAGCAAUGGCUAUGUUGGAAGCAUCACAGCCAGAUGCCAGUCUUCAGGAUGGCAGGUCACCAGGGAGUCCUGUGUUCUCUCUCAGCUGGAAAAUCUACAGAAGAACUUGGGGGCGAUUGCAGGCAACAUCACGGAGGCAGACGUGUCAUCGCUGGUGCGGAAUCUCUCCGCCAUCAUCCAGGAAAGCCCGCCCAGCACCGUUGGGGACCUGUCUACGGUGGUGUCCAUGCUGGGCAAUGUUUCAUCUUUGUCACUGGCAAACCAUUUCACAGUGUCUGACUCAACGUUGGCGGAUGUCAUCAGUAUAGCUGACCGCGUUCUGGAUUCGGCCUCCAUAACUAACUGGACACAGUUAUUGCAAGAAGAACAGGAUGCUGGCUCGCAGUUACUAGAGACCCUGGAAAACAUUAGCAUUCUAGUACCUUCCACGGCUCUACCUCUUAAGUUUUCUCACCGAUUCAUUGAGUGGAACGGGAUUCCAGUGACCCAAAUCCAAAGCACCCAGGGUUACAGCUAUCCGGUUGAAAUGAUCCAAAAAGACACCUCCAUGCCCAUCAGAGGCCACGUGUUCAUUGAGUCAGGGCAAUUCCAGAAAUCCCUUCCACAAUCUAUCAUCAGCAUGGCCUCCUUGACCUUAGGGAACAUUCUACCCAUUACCAAAGAUAGAAACUCCCGGGUCAAUGGACUCGUGAUAUCCACACUUAUCCCAAACCAUCCCAUCAAUGAAAUUUACCUGAACUUCUCCAAGAUGGAGGCCAACCUGAGCCAGCCUCGGUGCGUGUUUUGGGAUUUCAGUCGCUUGCAGUGGAGCGGCGCGGGCUGCCAACUGGUAAACGAGACCCCAGGCUCAGUGCUGUGCCGUUGCUGUCACCUCACCUCCUUCUCCAUGCUCAUGUCGCCCUUUGUGCCCCGUGAAAUUGUCCCUGUGGUGAAAUGGAUCACCUAUGUGGGACUGGGCAUCUCCAUAGCGAGCCUCACCUUGUGCCUCAUUAUCGAGGGUCUGUUUUGGAAGCAAACCCAAAAGAGCCAAACCUCGUACACACGUCACAUCUGCAUGGUGAACAUAGCCCUGUCGCUCUUGAUUGCUGACGUUUGGUUUGUCAUCGCUGCCACCGUGGACGCCACCGUCAACCCUUCCGGAAUCUGCAUCGCCACUGUGUUCUUUACUCACUUUUUCUACCUGGCUUUAUUUUUCUGGAUGCUCACGCUGGGCGUGCUGUUGGCUUAUCGCAUCGUCCUGGUAUUCCAUCACAUCGCCAUGCCUUGGAUGCUGGCUUCUGGGUUCUGUCUGGGCUACGGGUGUCCUCUUAUUAUAUCUGUCGUCACCAUUGCCGCCACACAGCCCAGCGAUAGCUACAAAAGGAAUGAUGUGUGUUGGCUUAACUGGGCUGAGGACAGCAAACCUCUCUUGGCGUUCGUAGUUCCCGCGUUGACUGUCGUGGCUGGGAACUUGGUGGUGGUGCUGCUGGUUCUCAGAAAGCUCUGGAGGCCAGCUAUUGGAGAAAGACUGGGCCAAGAUGACAAGGCCACGGUCAUGCGCAUGGGAAAGAGCCUCCUGAUUCUGACCCCUCUGCUGGGGCUCACCUGGGGCAUCGGCAUAGCAACCAUGGUGGACAGCCAGACUCUGGCUUGGCAUGUUCUUUUUGCUUUACUCAACGCUUUUCAGGGAUUUUUCAUCUUCUGUUUUGGGAUUCUCUUGGACACUAAGCUGCGGCAACUUAUGUUUAACAAGUUGUCUUCAUUGAGCUCUUGGAAGAAGACGUCAAAGCAAAAUUCCUCUGAUAUAUCUGCCAAACCAAAAUGCUUAAAGUCUUUCAACAUACUGCAAAACAAGGGCACUUACGCGCUUUCCCAGACUGGAGAGUCCUCCAAUGACAUCACACUAACUCAGUUUUUGUCCACGCAAUAAAGCUGGGAGCCAUAAAGUCAGCUUUUUAAUUUUUUUUUUUUUAAGCAAUGUGACCUUUAGAGCUAAUUGUCAGUUAUGCCAUUAUGCUCAGAAUCAGAUGGGAUUUUCUGAUUUUGGAGUCUGGAAAUAAAGCAGGUUAUCUCAGUGGCUUCAACCCAUGCCUCAUUUGUCUUAAAUAGGAAUUUUAAUUUCCACGUGUAGUGGUUUGAAUCAGAUGUCCCCUAUAAACCUUUUUGUUUUGAAUGCUUGGUUCCCAGCCAAUGGCAGUUUGAGGGGGUGGAGCCUUGCUGGAGGAGGUGUGUUUUCAUGGUGAACUUUGGGGAGUUAUAGCAGGUUCCCCUUGCCAGAGCUUGGCUUACUUUAUGGUUGCUAUCUUCCACCUGUUGUAGCAAGAAGUGGUGUCCAGUUUCUGUUCUAGCAUCUUUCCCCUGCCGUCAUGGAGCUUCCCCUUGAGACUGUAAGAUAGAAUAAACCCUUUCCUGCCAUCA